AUGUUGAGGCUCUCGCGUACGAGAAAGCCGUUUCUCAGGGAGAUGUGGGAGGUGAAGCUGGGGCCAGUAGGCACCAGCAACAUGCGAGCAGUGACAGCGGGCUCUGAAGCUUCCCGGCUGAAUGCGUUUGGCCCAGUGUCAUCAGUUCAGGCAUCUGCGUGCACGAAGUACGAUCAGUUGCCGCUUGCCCCGCUGCUGCUCAGCCAGAUCUGGGAGGUGACAUCCGACCUUGACGCAAGCAGCUACAGGCCUUGGGAUCAGCACGGGCAAGAGACGGUGAGCAGUGGCACGCGUCAUCGGCUGCAGCGUCGAGACCAGCACGUGCUAUGA
This is a messenger RNA of Prorocentrum cordatum, 330 nucleotides long. The record is from the annotation of a GenBank genome assembly. NCBI's taxonomy places the organism in Eukaryota, Dinophyceae, Prorocentrales, Prorocentraceae.